Sebastes umbrosus (honeycomb rockfish) is the source of this 1439-nucleotide messenger RNA. RefSeq names its product ribonuclease, RNase K a (gene rnaseka). The coding region runs from base 135 to 443 and encodes 102 amino acids. The transcript is spliced from 5 exons. NCBI's taxonomy places the organism in Eukaryota, Metazoa, Chordata, Actinopteri, Perciformes, Sebastidae. Gene Ontology annotation, molecular function: RNA endonuclease activity. The record is from RefSeq and is a predicted model, not a curated record.
ACCUUUUUGUGUGACCAGCUGUUGAACAUCCGGUGUGAACAUCCGGUGCUGGUCCCAGUCAGCUGAUGAACCAGUGACUGUUUGACUGUUAAACCAGAAACCAGUUUAUCUUCAGAACAGAACCGAGACUAACAAUGAGAGGGCUGAUCUGUGGACCUAAACUGGCCGCCUGCGGCAUGGUGCUGAGCAUAUGGGGAGUUAUCAUGCUGGCCAUGUUGGGGAUUUUCUUCACCACACAUUCAGCAAUAUUGAUUGAAGAUGUUUCUGUGACCGUUAACGAGACCUUCAAAGAUACGAACCCUCCUCAGAUGAUCUACGCGGCGUACAACAAGGUGGGCUACAACUGCUUCAUAGCGGCUGGUAUCUACGUCGUGGUUGGAGCUUUCUCCUGCUGCCAGAUAAAGCUCAACAGACAGAAGGAGCUAAAGGUGCUCGGAGACUGACCAAAGUUGGCACAUGUCUCAGGACGGGAGUACCUGGUGCACUAGUGCCACCUGCUGGACUGAAGAAGAGCUCCCAGCAGCACUGGACGCUCACCUGUUCUCCGAUCACUGACUUCAGGGUUUAAUCUCAGGGUUUAUUGAUUCCUAAUGAUAAACUACGUUUAAACUAUGAUGUUUUGCACCUUUAUGUAUUUAAGAUGAGAUUAAUUCUACCUCUGAUCACAAGUGCUGAAAUGAUUUGAUUGUUUGUCGUAAAAACUACCGACUGGAGCGAGUCUCAGUGAUUAUUCUUGUUAAAAAAAAAAAAUGAAAAGGUUGUAAAUUAUUUUGUCUUGACAAGAGAAUGUAUUUCUGAUUAUUGCCAGUCGUGUUUUGCAAUGCUGCUCAUUAAAAUCAAGUGUCAAAGGUUGCAGUCCAGCAUCCAUUUCAAACAUAAAGGGAUGUGGAGUCAGCUUGAUUCGAUUGUUUUUAUUUAUCACAAGUCUGAAUUUUUCACUUCUUCAAAGCUUAUCUAGAAAAAUGUUAAAUACCUAUACAUGAAAAUAUCUGCUUAUAUAAUAAAAUCAAAAGAAUGCACUUACAAAACGAAUCAGAGUGUAGCCCGACAAAAUGAGCUUGUAUGUACGAGCUUUCAUCCGCAUCUCACGGUCUUCAUCAGUGGGUGGAUGUUGCUCAGCUGUGAUGGACCUUCAGUCACAUGAUAACAGGCGGUUGCAUAUGGAGGGAGACGGUAACCAGCGUCUCUGGUGUCAGAUGUAAAUGUCCUUCUUGGUCUUUCUCCAGCAAUCCACUGACUCCUGGUCCAUGUUGACCACCUGAUAUUAACUUUUCAGAGAUGUUUACAACAUUUUACUCAGAAAGGUAUAUUUCAUGCUUCAACUAUGCUUGCAAUUCGGUAAAAAAAAAAAAAAGAAAGGCUGUGGUAGAUGCUGAAACCAUUAAAUAAAUUUUAUGGUACAUCGCCUGUUCAAUUAAACAUGUCAUAGAAAUCAUAAA